Molecule: messenger RNA, 2499 nt
Organism: Sus scrofa (pig)
Lineage: Eukaryota; Metazoa; Chordata; Mammalia; Artiodactyla; Suidae
Gene: ARL4A
Product: ADP ribosylation factor like GTPase 4A
Molecular function (GO): GTP binding; GTPase activity
Source: RefSeq, a predicted model, not a curated record
GCGUGGGCGUGGUUGGAGCCUGAAUCCAGGGUUUCUAGUGCGACAACCGCCAGAGCUGCGGAGAGCGCUAAGCUGGGCGGACGUGGGGUCCUUCUCUGCCCCAGCGUAGCAAAGCCUACCAAUGCUUUCUCGUUUGGACCCCGACUCCAAUUUGGGAGCAGCUUGGUAGCUGUAUCCCCUAGGAAGAGAACCAAAGCAGUAAGAAGAAAGCAUUUGAAUUUGGAACACUUCUUUGCAGCUGGAAAUGGGGAAUGGACUGUCAGACCAGACUUCUAUCCUGUCCAGCCUGCCUUCCUUUCAGUCCUUCCACAUCGUCAUUCUGGGUUUGGACUGUGCUGGAAAGACAACUGUAUUGUACAGGCUUCAAUUCAAUGAGUUUGUAAAUACUGUACCUACCAAAGGAUUUAACACUGAAAAAAUUAAGGUAACUUUGGGAAAUUCUAAAACAGUCACUUUUCACUUCUGGGAUGUAGGUGGUCAGGAGAAAUUAAGGCCACUGUGGAAAUCAUACACCAGAUGCACAGAUGGCAUUGUGUUUGUUGUGGACUCUGUUGAUGUUGAAAGGAUGGAAGAAGCCAAAACUGAACUUCAUAAAAUAACUAGGAUAUCAGAAAAUCAAGGAGUCCCUGUGCUUAUAGUAGCUAACAAGCAAGACCUGAGGAACUCAUUGUCUCUCUCAGAAAUUGAAAAAUUAUUAGCAAUGGGUGAACUAAGCUCCUCAACUCCCUGGCAUUUGCAGCCCACCUGUGCAAUCAUAGGCGAUGGACUAAAGGAAGGACUUGAGAAACUACACGAUAUGAUAAUUAAAAGAAGAAAAAUGUUGCGGCAACAGAAAAAGAAGAGAUGAACCACGAUACCUUUUCUAUUUGUGUGGAGUAGGUUUUCUCCUUCUGAUUUUGACAAAUGGAAGAGUGUCUACAGCCUGGUUUGCCUGCCUGCCCUCCUGGAUGCUGUUAAAGCUUUGUUUUGUUGAACAAUCAGAUGUCCAAAUCUACUGCCUUGUGGAAGAUGAGUAAAUGCAGUGCUUCUUCAAAUGGUCUCUUCUCCCUACCCCACAAGUCUUUUGGUACUACCAUUUUGGGAAGCCAAGCAAGGAUAGGAAAUUGACCAGAAAACAGUUGUGGAAAUUUGACCUGAAGUUAGUGAAAUAAAACUUUGGAGAGUGUCUGCCUAGUGUUUUGUGCUUAUGUCUUAUGGGGGGAAGCCUUUGCAAGGAAAUUGCAUGCUAGGCUUGGUAUGUUAAGAUAAAAUGCUAAUGAAUGAAAAUGUUAUGGUAGAUUAAUAUAUAUAUACACACACAGUUAUAUUGAUCACAUUGGUCCAACCAGUAAGGGAAAAAGAGGAAGUGUUUGGUUUUUAAGUUUUGGCCAAAUGAGUUUUGACAUUUUGGGGAAUCAAAUACUGUAAUACUAUAUCUUGAUUCUAGACAGUAUUUAAGUAAGUCUAACUUAAAAGAAUAAAAAUGGUAUUUGGGGCGUAUUCAAGUGCAUGGAUUAGCUUUUCCGACACAGCAUGUUUUGACGUGUAGUCUUUUAUAUUUUAGAAAAUAGCUAUGCAUCUUUUUACACGGUCAGGUUUAAAACACCUUUUUUGGGAUUUAGGGCUCUUAGAGAAGUAGUGUGUUAUCAGAAGCACUUUCAGUUGAAGAACCUAUUUAUGAUUUACUUAACUCUUUUAUAUAGUAAAUUUGGGCAUGUAGACUAAUCUUAAAUGCAUAUAUGCUUUGAUAUGUGUAUGGAUUUAUUAAGAAAGCAAUUGAUAAAUUCAGUCAAGAGGAUGUAAUUCCAAUACGUGGUCUCUAAAGUAUUCCAAUUGUAAAAUACUUGUUUUAUUACAUUUGCUGACUGAACACAGAUGUGGUUUUUCAUAUAUUUUUGUAGUGUUUUGAGAAGGGCAGAAGCUUUAUAAACACCACUCAAUGCACUGUGCAGUGAAAAUGUUAAGAGAGAUACUUUAUGUGCUCUGAGCUUUAAUUUUUUUGUUUACAAACAGAACAGUGUUAUGAAGGCAGUCCAGUCCUGAUUAUAAGGUAGGAAGAAAUGAUAUAGUACUUAAGAUAAGAAUUACAAUUAUAGAAAAUGAAGGGGAAAGUAGCCAGGUUAUGUUUUGUGAAAAUUCACUGGUACUGUUUACAUUGGAAUCCAAAAAACCCUUUAAAUUAAAAGGAGGAAAAACCUUUACCUGUUUCUUAUCUAUAGGUAAAGAUAUACUUUCAGUGAUCAUACAUGAGCAAAUCAACAUACUUUCUGUUUAUUAAAGCCAACAGCAGUUUGUUUUGAAGAUAACCAAAAGAAAUGCACUUUGCUAGCAGAGUUUUAUUUUAUUUUAUUUUUAAUGGAGUUUCUGGAACUUUGAUUCUUGUUACACACAAAAUAAAGUAGCUUCCUAUGGAGCUUUCAACAUGUUAAAUGUACCUGCACUAGUGACAGUCACUUAAGAUGUUUAUAUUUAUAGAAAUGUGGAUAAUAACUAUCAAUAAACUACUUGAGGCACUAGGAG